This is a messenger RNA of Labeo rohita (rohu), 3869 nucleotides long. RefSeq names its product transcription factor SOX-13. Gene Ontology annotation, biological process: regulation of transcription by RNA polymerase II; cell fate commitment. The transcript is spliced from 14 exons. Gene Ontology annotation, cellular component: nucleus. Lineage: Eukaryota; Metazoa; Chordata; Actinopteri; Cypriniformes; Cyprinidae. The coding region runs from base 276 to 2099 and encodes 607 amino acids. Gene Ontology annotation, molecular function: RNA polymerase II cis-regulatory region sequence-specific DNA binding; DNA-binding transcription factor activity, RNA polymerase II-specific. The record is from RefSeq and is a predicted model, not a curated record.
GACCGAGAAUGUUGGAAACUGAACACCAGAAAGUCAUUCUGGAGUGAGGGGAGGCUGGAUCGGCGAGAGUGCGACGCAUUCAUCAGCUGUGCGCUUGGAGUCUCAGGUUGUGCUGUGAAGCCGCUGAUAGACAGAGGCGUAUUAUUCACUGACACAAGGGGAAACCACAUUUUGCAUGCGGCGUUAUCGAUUCUGCGGGCCCAGAGACUACGGAAAGACUGGAGGAAUAAAGUUUGGGGAGCGCAAAGCGCAGCGCACAGUUCUUUUGGAGUUGAAUGUGUGAGCCCAGUCCACCUGCUCUACAUCCCCACGCCAAGGGCAAUGUGACCAUGGUGGGUGUUGGUAUCAAGCUUGAAGACGACGAAUCAGGAGGUCGAGUCGUCAGCCGAGAAUCCCAGCAGUCAUCUCCCAUCAGCGAAUGGUCAGUUCGGCACCCGUCGGACAGAGACGACUCUGAGAAGUCAGCGCCCCCAAAUGCACAAUCUCCUUUGGAGAGAUCUCCCAGUAAAGAACCCGUACGGUCAUACACACCUGCCAGUCAAGAUGGAGGCAGCAGAGCUCAUGAUAAGACUGACAGCAAGCCUAAUGUCAGUGAGGUGAUGCCCACUAUUGAAAAGCUUCUGAAUACGGACUGGAAAGAGAAGUUCCUUGGGAAGGGUCUUCAGGGAAGUGUCAACCUAAAAGGAACCCCGGAGAGUCUGGCAGAGAAGGAGCUUCAGUUGUUGUUGAUGAUAAACCAGCUCUCUGGUCUGCGAGAGCAGCUGCUAGGAGCUCAUUCUGAGCAGAGGAACAUGGCCGCUCUGCUGCUGGAGAAACAGCAGCAACAGAUGGAACUGGCAAGGCAGCAGCAAGAACAGAUCGCCAAACAGCAGCAGCAGUUGAUACAGCAGCAGCAUAAAAUCAACUUACUGCAGCAGCAAAUUCAGCAGGUAAACAUGCCGUAUGUUAUGAUCCCUGCCUUUCAUCCCAACGCCCAACCGUUGCCAGUCACCUCUGAGGCUCAGAUGGGUUUGCCUCUGCAGCCCAUUCCUUGCAAACCAGUGGAAUAUCCCAUGCCGCUGCUGCCCAAUCCACACUCCACCCCAGUUAAAAGGUCCAGUGGUACAGUCUUUCGCCAGGUACCAUUUCGCAAGGACACCAGUCAGCCUCUCAACCUCACGGCUAAACCCAAGACCCCAAGUCCCCAGGCACUGGAAAUGGCCCAUUUGCAGACAGGGUACCGACCCAGAGAUCUGCCGCACAGCCCUCCUCGAUCUGCCCUCAGCCUGAGCUUCUUGGGAGAGGGUGACGUUGUGACACAAGCCAUUCACGAUGCCCAGCAGCUGUUGCGUGGAGGACAAGGCCCUACGGGCCGAGAGAGGGACCGUGAGAGGGACAACAGCUCAAGGCUGGAGGCGUCUCGAGAACGGAUGGAUGACGGACAGUCCCUGCGGACGAAUGAGGACCACCUCAGCAGUGACUCUGAGGGGCAGAUGGCGAUCUCUGGUGUGGGAAGUUUCGGUGAAUCCCGGACUCCCUCCUCUGGCCACAUCAAACGUCCCAUGAACGCCUUCAUGGUGUGGGCCAAAGACGAAAGACGACGUAUCCUGCAGGCUUUCCCUGACAUGCACAACUCCAGUAUCAGCAAGAUCCUCGGUUCCCGGUGGAAGUCCAUGUCCAAUCAGGAGAAGCAGCCGUACUACGAAGAGCAGGCCCGAUUGAGUCGGCAGCACCUGGAACGUUACCCAGACUACAAGUACAAACCCCGGCCGAAGCGGACCUGUAUUGUAGAGGGCAGACGACUGCGGGUCGGCGAGUACAAGGCCAUGAUGAAGAGUCGACGACAGGAGCAACGAGUAACUUACCCUCCAAGCCAAUCAGAGCAGCAGCUACCGUACCCCCCCAGUGAAUCACAGUAUCCGACCACGCCGGUGUCAAUGGCCCAAUUGUCCAUGCACCCUGCUCUCCUGGAGCACUAUCUUCCCCGGGGUCUGGAGCCCCCGAAAGGUCAAAGCAGCGAGAUGCGGGAGGCCGCCCGGCCCAGACAGCCCUACAGCGAAGGCGAGGAAAGUGACGCGGGUGAACGCAGUGAGGGAGAGCUGGUUGUCCUCACUGACUGAGACAGAACGGGGAAAGAAUCGGAGGACAGAAGGUGGAAAAUGCGAUAAAGGUGGAGAAAAUAAUUGGGAGAUUUAGAAAUCCCUAUCUUCAACAUAACAGUGUCCAAUAAAUGGUAUAGGUCAGUGUUUUCAAGUCUAGUUGUGAGGAUGUCCUGGUUUCAAAUCCACCAGAUCGGUCACAUAGUUCUGUAGGAAGGCAGCAGACAUGACAAACGAAGCACAGAUCAUAACUUUUCCGAUUUUUCCAGAGGUCAUCCAGGAUAGGUUUUACAUACUGACCACAGCUUGGGAAAAGCAAGACUUUUUCAAACAGACUGCACAUCUUAAAGAGUUUUGAAGGCAUUGUGAGGCUGGUGUGCGAAAAUAGUUUUUACAUCAAAUGCACAUUUUAUGAAGUAAAUGUUAUCUGCGAAGUGCAAAGAAAUUGCAGUGGGCUUUUCUAGAAAGGGUACAUACAGAUGAGUAUAUCCACUUCUGGCUUAUCUAAAAAAGUUCCACAUUUGACAUCGUCAAAUGAUUGGUGAUUAUAGGAAGGAAGAGUUUAACCAAAAAUGAAAAGGAGUUUAGACUGAGUAAACAUUGGAUAAAAAAAUUUUUUUUUGGAUGAACUGUUUCUUUAAAUAGUCAAUGCAUGGAGAGCUCUGAAACAUUUUGCCAUCACACACACACAAAAAAAAAAAAAAAAAAAAAAAAAAAAAAAAAAAAAGCUUAAGCCUCUCUGUGUUAUAACGCUUCUUGAUGUCACCAGGGUUUUCCUGCAAAAGUUCCUGUUAAGACUGUGCCAAGGUACUUUCCAGAGCUCAAGGGCUGAGCAAAAAAAAAACGAAAAAGAAAACAAGUGGACUUGGAAAAAGGAAGGAACAUUCCUGAACUCCUUGUCCAGUUUAUUAUAUCAGAUAAUGACGAUUAGAGGCUGUUCUGUUACAGAGAUUUAAGCAGCCUGCCCCUUUAAGGACAGUGAAGGACUCUUUCUUAGGGUUGAUGGCGUCCUCUGCUGUUUGAAUCUGGGUACUGCACUUAAAUUAUUCCCCUAGGUCAAAAUCAUGUUUUAGUUUCUUUUGAUUUAGUGCAGAAUAAUCACUUGAAAUGCACUUUCCCCAUCUAAUAUAUUUUUUUUUCAGAACCCUCGCGAUUCUUAAUAGAACUUUUUUUUUUUUUUUUCUGAGAGUAGAAUUUUGCACUUGAUGUACAUAUGCAAAUGAUUUCUACUGUUCAUUUUCUGAAAGGAGAUGUGAAUAAUGAAUGCCCUUCCCCUUAAAUUGCUCCCAUUUUUAACAUUUUGGUUUACUUUUCUAUUUUAGUGUGUGUGUAUAGAGUGAGUUUGUGCUGAAGUUAUCAUUCCAGCAGUUCUUAUGACCGGGUCCAUAUUGUUGGGCUGCUAGUCAAUUUACAGUUGAGCUGAAAUGUAAACAUUUUGUUAAAAAUUAUAAACAUUUAUAUUUUAAAGAGAAGAUUUUAGAAGAUAAUUGCCACUGUUGGACUGUUGUGAUAAACCUAACAUGUUAAGGAAAUGACAUGUAUAUAGCUGGAUACAAAAAUAUACAGUUUGUAUUUUAUCUGUAAAACGAACCUGAGAAAAUGGGGAGAGAAAAAAACAUGAUACGCAAUCUGGACAACUGUUGCAAAACCAGCUGUUGUAAAAUAUAGAUAUAGACUUUAUUUUGUUUAUAAAAGUGUAUAAUUUAAAGGUGUACAUGUUUUUUUCUGUAUGUUGCAUUUUUCCAAGCAAGUUUUGUGGUUUUUGAAGCAUAAAUAAAAAUGUUAUGUUUA